Molecule: messenger RNA, 1110 nt
Organism: Alternaria arbusti
Lineage: Eukaryota; Fungi; Ascomycota; Dothideomycetes; Pleosporales; Pleosporaceae
Exons: 2
Coding region: 1-1110 (369 amino acids)
Molecular function (GO): hydrolase activity
Source: RefSeq, a predicted model, not a curated record
AUGCCAUCUCAAGACAUACCCAUCCUAGACACACACAUCCACCUCUGGCCCUCAACCGCAACAUCAGCCUCCAACCACGGCUGGAUGACCCCCGGCCACCACCUCUCCAAACGGCACGGCAUCUCAGACUACCUAGCCAUUACAUCGCCCCAACCCGCGGGCUUCAUAUACGUAGAAACGGAUCGGUAUCUUCCCUCCGCGGAGCCCAGUAUCGCGGAUUCCGAUAGUAAUGAGGAAGUGAAGGAGAAGUUGAGGGCGUGGGCGAAAGAGCCGUUGGAGGAAGUUAAGUUCCUGAGGAGGAUAGUGGAGGGGAGGCCGGAUGAGGGUGAUGGGUUUAGUCCUGAGGAAAGUGGGAAGAUGAAGGGGUGUGUGGUGUAUGCGCCUUUUCAUCUUUCGCCAAGGGUGUUCAAUGUCUAUCUCGAUCUCGUUAAAGAAGCUGCUGGUCCUGCGCUCUGGAAAUGCAUCAAAGGGUGGAGGUACCUGUUACAAGGGAAGGGGCAGGGUGUUGUUGAGCAGAUGCUUGCGGAGAAUGAGGAGGCGUGGGUGAGCAAUUUGCUUGGAUUGAAGGGGCUGGGGGAGGGGUGUCAGGCGUGGUGUUUUGACGUAGGCGUUGAUAACCAUAGGGAUGGGACGGGGCCUAUGGAGGCGGUGGGGGAGUUAAUAAGGGCUGUUAGAGCGAGGGAGGACGAGGACGAAGGAGGGGAUAGGGAGGACCACCUCGCCAAACCCCCCCUCUCACCCACUUCCCCCGCCCCCUCCCCUAUCUGGCUGCAAACCAUGUCAUCCCUCUCAUCCAACACCAACGUCUACAUGAAGUUCUCAGGCGCCUUCAACGAGUUUACCGUCUCACCCACGCCAGACGACGUCCCCAGUAUCCUAACCGCCUUAUCCCCUUUCCUAGACCACGUGUUCGAGUGCUUCCCAGGCAGAGUCAUGUUCGGGAGUGACUGGCCGGUGUGUAAUGUGGGUGGGCCUGCGGGGGAGGAAGGGAGCUGGAAGCUGUGGAGGAGCGUUGUGGAAGCGUGGAUGGAAGGGAAGGGGUUGGGCGAGGGCGAGAAGAAGAGGGUUUGGAGGGGCGCGGGAGAGGAGGCUUAUGGGGUGGUGUUGUAG